Molecule: messenger RNA, 2779 nt
Organism: Suillus discolor
Lineage: Eukaryota; Fungi; Basidiomycota; Agaricomycetes; Boletales; Suillaceae
Product: Endonuclease/exonuclease/phosphatase
Exons: 5
Coding region: 163-2373 (736 amino acids)
Biological process (GO): nuclear-transcribed mRNA poly(A) tail shortening
Cellular component (GO): nucleus; CCR4-NOT complex; cytoplasm
Molecular function (GO): poly(A)-specific ribonuclease activity; protein binding
Source: RefSeq, a predicted model, not a curated record
UUUUGACUUGAAUUAUUGUUUCGUCCAUUCCACCGACUUCACUGACGACGACGACGAGCACGACGACGACAGCAGCGAGCAAGAUACUUGUCAAAGGCACUUAAACUAGGUCUCAUUACAGUGCAUAUUUCCUGCGUGUGAUAUUGUGUUGGCCCAGAUGCGAUGUUCUACCCUUCGCAGUCGCCCGCAAUCUCACACAAGCUCGCCCACCCACACCAUGUUAAUGUUCAAGACCAGUCCCCUUGGUCUCGAAAUGUCAAUCACACACAUACGCAUCACCCACAGCAGAGCAUAGGUCCACCUCCACCAUCCCCAGGUUACCCGCUCUAUACAAAUGGUGCUGUGAAUCCUAUUCAACAUCACCCGCAUCAUCCCCUUUCACACCCCCCGCUCCCUCCCCACCAGCACCAGAAUUCUUUGUCUCAUUACCCUUCUCCACCCAAUGGUCACAUCCACCCGCAGCAUAUGGGCCAGGGUUCACCAGGAAGCGUUGGCAGCCAGAUCAUAACACCCCAUUGGCAGCAGCAACUUCUGAAGUGUGAGAUGAUCAGGUCCUCUCGGUCUUCACAUCACCGUGCCCGUGCUAGCGCAAUGGCAUCACGCACGGUCAUUAAAUCCGCUAUCCCUAUCACAAAUCCCAACCUUGUCAAGCCCAGUACGAGCACAAAUGUUGACAUCACAGAAUCCUCCUCGAAAGACCCACCCGGAACACCAGCUCUAUCAUCCACCCCUGCCUUGAGUGCCGCCGAGAGCUCACCAGGCGUCGCAAAUUCUGUAGUCAAUCACCCAUCAUCCACUGUUGCUCCUAUUGCCGAGGCCCCGCGGCCUACUGCCAAACCCCCACAGAACACCUGGAACUCCCUUGACAUGGGUGGCAUCAAUAUUAAAAACAUCCCACCGUCUUCUGGCCUCUUCAAGUUCACUUUCCUCAUCAACCUUUAUCUCAACCACAAUGCCCUCACCUCUAUACCCGCCGGAAUUGCGAAGCUCCGUCACCUUGAACUCCUCGAUCUCAGUGGAAAUAACCUCUCAACAGUUCCUGCUGAGCUCGGCAUGCUUACCCAGCUGAAGGAGUUAUACUUGUUUGACAACCAUCUUGUGACCCUGCCAGCUGAACUAGGCAGUCUGCAUCAGCUACAGACAAUCGGUGUCGAGGGGAAUCCCAUAGACACGUCUCUGAAGGCCAUUGUGCAGAAAGACGGUACACCCGCCCUCAUUUCUUACCUGCGCGACAGUUGCCCUGUCCCAUCUCCUCCACCAGAGCGUCUUUGGAAGUCCCUCAUUUCGUCUCAAGAGCGGGAGGCCCUUGCCGCAGAUCCUGCCACAGAGACGCUCAGUGCUCUCUGCUACAACAUUCUGUGUGAGAAGUACGCGACGGAGCGGUUGUACGGAUACACACCUUCAUGGGCACUCAGCUGGGAUUAUAGGAAGGAAUUGAUAUUGACGGAAAUAAUGAAUUACGAUACCGACUUUUUGUGCCUGCAGGAAGUGGAUAUCGCACAGUACGAGGACUACUUUGUGAAGCAUUUGCAGGGGCAAGGGUAUGAGGGAAUUUACUGGCCAAAGAGCAGGUAUAAGACGAUGAGUGAUGCAGAUCGUCGGCAGGUUGAUGGGUGUGCAACGUUCUACAAGGCAGACAAGUACUGCCUCAUCGAACGUCACCUCAUCGAGUUCAGCACCGUCGCAAUGCAGCGUCCCGACUUCAAGAAAACAGAUGACAUGUUCAACCGUGUACUAGGCAAAGACCAUAUUGCCGUUAUCUGCCUCUUUGAGGUGAAGGAAACGGGCACUCGCAUCAUUCUUGCCAAUGCUCAUAUCCACUGGGAUCCCGCCUAUCGCGACGUCAAGCUCGUCCAAGUCGCGCUUCUCGUCGAUGAGAUCGAGAAGAUCGCUGCGAACUUUGCACGGAUGCCCCCGAGGCCGGAUACACCCCGCGCGCCCGUCUACAGCGAUGGAAGCAAGAUCCCGCUGAUCAUUUGCGGAGACUUCAACAGCGUUCCGUCUUCGGGUGUAUAUGAGUUCCUUACGAACGGGAGCUUGCCACCCGACCACCCAGACUUUAUGAGUCACCUGUAUGGGCGGUACACCACGGAUGGGCUGCGGCAUCGUUUGGGGCUCAGAAGUGCGAAUGCGGCAGCGGGUGAACUCCCGUUAACGAAUUAUACGCCAAGCUACCAAGGCGAGAUCGACUAUAUAUGGUAUUCGACUGCAAAUCUAGCUGUGAAUGCGGUACUGGGAGAAGUGGAUAGAGGGUACUUGGAAAAAGUGGUAGGGUUCCCGAACGCUCAUUUCCCAUCAGAUCACAUAUGCAUCAUUAGCGAGUUCCGCGUGAAGCCUCCAAGACCGCCAGCCUUGCUACCAACGGCGUCUUGAACAAGCUAGUAAGCAUCCAAAUACAUCAUUUAUCGUCUCAUUUCUUGUACGCACAUGUAUUUGGCGGUACAUUGGUUCUACAUAUCGGGUGCACACAUUACAUAUUCAUGAUAUUCUUUUUCAUGUCCAAGUUUCUUUGUUGUUGUCGUCGUACGUCGUUCUUUCAAGUUUCCGUACGAUUUUUGUUUUAUCCUUCUGUCUUUCUUUUUUCGUUCUAUUUGUUUUUCUUUCUGGUGUUCAUUAUAAUGUUGCGCCUCCUUCAAAUUACAUACAUACAUACGACAUACAACAAGCUUUGUAGCAUGUGCUGUACGGUUCUUUGUGUAUGAAACGGCUAUUCCCUCUCUGCUCCUUGAAAUAUUUAUGAUAGGCUGUACCAAAUCAGGGUGUUGAGCAAAUCUAAGAA